Messenger RNA from Triticum turgidum subsp. durum (durum wheat), 1689 nucleotides. NCBI's taxonomy places the organism in Eukaryota, Viridiplantae, Streptophyta, Magnoliopsida, Poales, Poaceae. The record is from the annotation of a GenBank genome assembly.
AUGCCACAUGUCAUCCAUCAGGAUGGGUCUCACCUGCUAAUCCGUGAGACCUGGUCUCAUACAAUUUUUUCCCCCCGCCGCCGCCGCCGCUCCAAUCCAAUCCCGAUUCGAUUCGAUUCCGGCCGCCGCCCACCCUCUACUCUCCUCUCCGGAACGCAGGCGGCGAUGCGCGGCGGGCGCUCGGGGGGAGGGGGCGGCGGGGGGCUGCGGAACCCGUGCCUGACGAUGCACCAGCCGUGGGCGUCGCUGCUGGUGCACGGCAUCAAGCGCGUGGAGGGCCGGUCCUGGCCGUCGCCGGUGACCGGCCGCCUCUGGAUCCACGCCGCCUCCAAGGUGCCCGACCCCGACACCGUGGCCGCCAUGGAGGCCUUCUACCGGGAGAUCUACGCCGUCGACGGCGUCCACCACAUCGACUUCCCCCAGCACUACCCCGUCUCCCGCCUCCUCGGGUGCGUCGAGGUGGUCGGCUGCGUCAGGUCCGAGGAGCUCGUCUGCUGGGAGGACGUGCCUCAAUCAGUCAGGCUUGAGGGCUUGACUGACUUCUGCUGGCUUUGCGAGAAUCCACAGAAGUUGGUGGUUCCGUUCGAGAUGCGCGGUUACCAGGGCGUGUACAAUUUGGAAAGAAGGGUCUAUGAGGGAGCCGCCAGGGGUCUUUCGCAUGUUCAAGGUCCACUGCCGGUCAAGUUCCCGCUUCCAGAUCCCAGAAACCCAUUAUCUCUCAAGCCAGGGUCUCUUAAUUUCGACUCUUCAAAGUCCGCCCUGGUCAAAACUGAGAGUGUUUCUGCAGCGAUAGCUGGGGCUAGAGCUGCCGCGACUCAGUAUUCGAGGAAGGGCACUAGUGCUGCCACUAGCAGCGAGAUUCAAACUCGAGGGAAAUCAAGGGAAAAUCAUGCCGAUGGCAGUUCAGGGAGUGGUGCUCUGCCGUCUUUUGUCCAGAACAGCCCAUCCCAUCCGCAAAACCAGGAUAGAUCGCCUGUUGUCCAGAACGGUUCACCCCAUCUGCAAAACCAGGAUCCAUCCCCUGUUGUCCAGAACAGUUCAUCCCAUUCGGUAAACCAGAAUACAUUCCCUGUUGUCCAGAACAGUCCAUCCUACGCACAAACUCGGAAUUCUCAGUAUAUGGUUCAGAGCAGUCCAUCCUACUCGCAAACUCACAAUCCUCAGCAUAUGGUUCAGAGCAGUCCAUCCUACGCGCAAACUCGGAAUUCUCAGCAUAUGGUUCAGAGCAGUCCAUCCUAUUCGCAAACUCAGAAUCCUCCGUAUAUGGUGCAGAGCAGUCCAUAUUCGCAGAACACUCCAUCCUAUUUGCAGAACCAGAGUCGAUCGUCCAAUAUCCAGAGCACUCCAUUCUAUUUCCAUGACCAAUAUCAAUCGUCCAAUGUUCACAACAGUCCAUCCUACUUCCAUUAUCAGAACCAAUCCCCCACUGUCCAAAACAGUCCAUCCUAUUCUCAUGACCAGAAUCCACCAUCCAAUGUCCAGAACUACCCAUCCCAUCUGCAAAACCAUAACCCAUCUCCCGUUGCCCACAACAGUCCAUCAUUUUUGCAACACCAGAACGCCGAGCCUCGGAGAAGUCCCAGACUACAGGGUGGAGCUCCCCACAGGCUCGUCGCAGCGGCGUUGAGAGACCUGAAGCAAUCAAGCUUGCGCGAGAGCGGGGAGCAGUCGUCAGCUCCCAGAAGCUGA